AGUGAAUGGCUACCAAGGUGUGAACUUUGUGGUGGCAACACUUGGCGUGGCUGAAGGAAGAAAGAAGAAGAAGAAGGGGAAGAAGAGGGAGUUUGCUGAUGCGUUUCUUCUUAUUUGGUGAUGGCUGAGUUCACUGAGGACUUCACACACUCACACAAGGCUUGCUUCCAGUGCAACGGUUACUAUGGCCCAAACUUCUGCCAGCCGCUGUGUGCCACCUGUCAUGUGUUCCUGUACCCUGAUGACCCCUCCAAGCCAGCCCUCGUGCGGCCUUACCAUGAGGAGACAGAUGACGGGGACUCGGGAAAUGAAGAACCAAGGGAACCGGGGGACUACUACCAGACCCAGGAGCAACUUCCCCCUGAGGCUGCCCCCCAGGCCUUCCCCCAGCACACCAUAGACCCAAAGGCGUACCAGGCUGUAGCCGCAGCGAUGGACCACGAAGACUUUGACUACAUGGAGACAGGGGAGGCCGGGGGUGACGCUAGGGGUGGAAACAGCAGUGGGGGAGUAGGGGAAGGGGUGUCUGGGGGCGGCAUGGACAUGGUCGUGGGUAUGGAGAUUCCGGGGGGUGCCAACGGUGUGGGACUGAAUCUUGGGGGCAUGUGUGGAGGCGCUGGUGGUGGUGCUGGUGGUAGUGGUGGCGGUGGGGGGGGAAGCGCCUCACCAGGGAAUGGGAUGAUGUUGGGGGGUCAUGAGGGGUGUGGGAGGGGGGCUGCUGGGGUGAGGGAGAAUAACGUGGGAGGCCCUGGGGGAAAUAUGAGGAUGGCCAAGGCUCGGGUGCCCACGGUGAGGGGGAGCGAGAGUCGUGUCAUGGUCCAGCCUGUCCAGCCGGCGCUACAGGAACAGAUCGCGAGGCUGACGAGUCCAAGGCCAAGCGAGAAUCUGGACCCCACACUGAUUCACCGCAUGCCCCCGGAAGUGUGGAUGCUCGUGUUCAACUUCCUGGACGACAUGACGCUGUGGGCGGUGGGCCAGGUGUGCAGGCGGUGGAGCCAGCUGGUGCGCCGCUACGUGCCGGAGGACCAGUGGCGCCUCUACACCAGCCGACGGUGGCCGCUCUUCUCCAACCUGUACAAGGAGGUGCCCUGGCAGCGCGUCUACACCAAACUGACAGAGAGUGCGCCCUGCUACAUGUGCCUCCAUAAGAUGUCUCUGCUCACUCAGCCCCUCAACAACGAGAACUCUUGGAGGAGAAACCGCUUGCGCAACGAACUCAGAACGCUGCGGUCCGACCCCCCGGAGGGUAUCCAGGCGUGCCCGCUGGACAAGUCGUCGGUGCACUGGCAGGCGUCCAUCCGCGGCCCCGCUGGUUCGCCUUACGAGGGGGGCACCUUCUUCCUCUACAUACAGAUUCCUCACAGCUACCCUCUGUGUCCCCCCAUCGUGUGCUUCAUCACCAAGAUCUUCCACCCCAAUGUGUCGCGCCACGGAGACAUCGGCAUUGACUCCAUCCAACACAACUGGUCCCUGGCGCUCACCAUCUCCAAGGUUCUCAUCUCCAUACAGUCGCUGCUCACUGACCCCUACACUAAGGUGUGCAUGGAGCCUGAGAUCGGGCUUCUCUACGAGUCCAACAAGAAGCAGUUCGAGCGCGUGGCGAGGCGCUGGACGUGGAGGUACGCCAUGCACGACGCCCUCUACCCCGAGCCCUCGCCCUUCCUGCCGCUGCCCCUGCAUACCACCUGCGGCCCCUCUACACAGAUGGAGACCGAGGAAGGCGGCGGCGGCGGCGGUGGUGGUGGUAGCGGCAGUGGCAGUGGCAGUGGUGGCGGAGGAGGUGGUGGUAGUGGCGGUGGAGUGGCGACAAACGGAGGUCACGGAGAACCGGAAUCUAGAGUGCCAAUGUUCUUUACCUAACCACUGGCACCUCCACUCCAAAGGUGCCUAUACUGUAUCUCCCUCACGCGCACACACACACACACACACACACACACACUUAGAUGUAUAUAUUAGUCAUGUGCACAGACUCAAGAAUAAAUAAAUUGGAGAUACAUACAUAGAGGCCAGGGCUGUAUAGGGGUGUGUAUAGAGGAUGUUAACUGUAUAGGCCUCUUUGUGAUAUACAGGCUGUUCUAUAUAGGGCAAGUAGUGUAUAUGGGUAGUGAGGUGAAGGAAGGAAGGGAAGGGAAGGGAAGAGGUGUUGGCUGUGGAUAGGAAGGAAAGGGAAAGGAAGACAUUGGCUUUGGGUAGGAAGGAAAGGGAAGGAAAAAAGGUGUUAGGAAAGGGAAAUGGAGAGGAGAGGGAAAUUUAUUGGCUAUGGGAAGGAAAGGGAAUGGAAGAGGGAGGUGUAAGGAAAGGGAAAUGAGGAAAUAUUGGCUAUGUGUAGGAAGGAAAGGAUAGGGAAAAGGGAAAUGGAGGAAAGGGAAAGAUAUUGGCAGUUGGUAGGAAGGAAAGGAUAGGGAAAAUAGAGUUCGGGAGGAAAGGUAAUUGAAGAGGAGAUGAAAAGAUAGGCAGGAAAGGGAAUGGAAGAGAUAUUAUCUGCACUGGUUACAAAAAAGAACAAGAAAUUAGAUUGUAAGAUAAAGGAAGGAAAGGGAAGGGAAAAAGAAGAGGAGGUUAGGAGGGAAAGGAAAGAAGGGAAGAAGAAGAGGAAGACAGGAAGGGAAGGGAAUGGAAGAGGAAGAAGAAGAAGCAGUAUUGUCGUCUGUUUUGGGGAUAAGGGAACAAAAAAUUGGCUCAGGCUAGAAAUUAGGACCCCACUUCUAUGCUAAUAAUUCCCCUUUGCUCCUUACAGUUUAUUUAUUUUCAACGAGUAUAUUGUAUGAUCAGGCUCUCCAUACUCACACACACACUCCUUCAUUUGUCCGUGAUGCAUUAAGUUUUUCAUACACUCAUCCCCUUCUCAGUUUGCCUAGCAUUACUUAAUAUUUAUCCUCUUUGUGCUUCGGAGAAUGUGUUCAUAUGAUGUUUUCAGGUAUUUAGAUAACAGGAAGGAGGUUUUUGAGUUCAUUGUAUACUAAAAUGCGUGUGUGAAUGUAUGAGAGAAAGAGAGAGGAAGAGUGAGUGAGUGUGUGGAUGAUUUCCGAGAGUCGUGAAUGAGCUCCUUCACACACAUGGCAUUGCGUUAACUUAGUGAUGCAAAAAAUGAGACUAAUUGGUGCUAAAGGAAGACAGUGAGAAUGUUCAUUAAGGAUUUUUUAACUCUUGUGACAGUGGUAGCAGUAGUUGUAGUAGUAGUAGAAGCAGUAGUAGUAGUAGUUGUAUCAUGGCAUUCAUAUAGGAGGUGAGGAGAGAUUAGAAGAUAAGGAAGAGAUAGGUUUGGUGUUGAGAAAAUAUUUUACCCUUGUACAUUAAAACCAGUGGACAUAUCUCACCCCUUUUCAUGACUCUUUCGGGCAGUGUAGGGAAGGUGGAUGCAGGUAGGUGUGCACUGCGGAUAACAUAAUCAUAAGUACAUUAAAAACUAUACCUA
Molecule: messenger RNA, 3415 nt
Organism: Eriocheir sinensis (Chinese mitten crab)
Lineage: Eukaryota; Metazoa; Arthropoda; Malacostraca; Decapoda; Varunidae
Gene: morgue
Exons: 9
Coding region: 121-1860 (579 amino acids)
Molecular function (GO): protein binding
Source: RefSeq, a predicted model, not a curated record